Molecule: messenger RNA, 1305 nt
Organism: Phaeodactylum tricornutum CCAP 1055/1
Lineage: Eukaryota; Bacillariophyta; Bacillariophyceae; Surirellales; Neidiaceae
Exons: 1
Biological process (GO): proteolysis
Cellular component (GO): cytoplasm
Molecular function (GO): manganese ion binding; metalloaminopeptidase activity
Source: RefSeq, a predicted model, not a curated record
GGUAGCAAGGCGAAACGCUACGCCAUUGUCGGCUUGGGGACGACCCCGAAAAGUGACGAUGACAGUGCUAAGGAUUCCUACGCGGAGGCAGGCUCGUCACUUGGUAAAGCUAUUGCCAACAAGUGUCACGCGGAAAAGAAAGUCGGAGCCGUUACCGUUGUUUUGCCCAGUGUCUUGGCUUCGGAUGCGACCAUUAUGAAGGACUUUGCGACCUCAUUUUACCAGACUCUUUACGCUGACAAUCGCUAUCGCACUGGCGCCAAGGUCAAGAAACCGGCUGAAGAUUUGAAAUCCGUCACGAUUCUUUCCGAAGGCGGAGAACCAGUAGAUGCUUCCGUUAUUGAAGCCGGCAAGAAAUUAGCGACAGGUAUUUUCUUGACCAAGGAUAUUGUCAACGCCCCGCACAACGUCUUGAACUCGCUUUCGCUUGCCGAGACAGCUAAGCGCAUUGCCGAGCAGAGCGGUGGACGGAUCACUUGUGAAAUCCUCGACAAAAAGGCCUGUGAAGCCCGCUGUAUGGGUGGCUUCCUUGGAGUAGCGCGCGGCAGCGAAACGCCUCCUCAGUUCAUCCAUUUAACAUACACUCCACCCUCGGGAAAAAUUUCCAAGAAGGUCGGAGUCAUUGGGAAAGGCCUCCUCUUCGACACGGGCGGCUACAAUAUUAAGACCGCCAUGAUGGAACUCAUGAAGUUUGACUGCGGUGGAGCUGCUGCGGUGCUCGGGGCCGCUCGCGCGAUUGGUGCUCUGCAGCCUGAAGGGGUUGAAGCCCACUUCGUCGUGGCCGCCUGUGAAAACAUGAUCAACGAAAAGGCUAUGGUUCCUAGCGACAUAUUGACAGCCUCGAACGGUAAGACUAUUGAAGUCAUGAAUACCGACGCUGAAGGGCGUUUGACGCUGGCCGAUGCGUUGGUGUUUUGUGACAAGGAAAUCGGCUGUGAAAGUAUCAUAGAGCUGUCGACGUUGACCGGUGCCUGCAUGAUUUCCUUGGGCAAGCAAAUCUGCGGUGUCUGGACGGACAACGAUGAGUUGGCCAAGGAGAUCGAAGACAUAUCCAAAAAGACAGGUGACAAAUCCUGGCGCAUGCCCAUGGCCAAAGAAUACAACGAACUUUUGGAAAGCAAGUUUGCCGAUCUCAAGAAUAUCGGCACACGCUACGGUGGAGCCAUUACGGCCGCCUUGUUUUUACAGAACUUCGUCAGCAAGAAAAAGCCCUUCGCGCACAUUGAUAUUGCUGGACCAGUUUGGAGCGACAAGGAUGGGGCGACCGGGUUUGGAGCUAAACUCGUUACCGAAUGGGUGACCCGA